Acanthoscelides obtectus is the source of this 980-nucleotide messenger RNA. The record is from the annotation of a GenBank genome assembly. NCBI's taxonomy places the organism in Eukaryota, Metazoa, Arthropoda, Insecta, Coleoptera, Chrysomelidae.
GCGUAAUAUGUAUGUUAUAGGCCCCAUACACCUGCGAACAAAUUGCGCAAACGGAUGUUGCACAAAAAGUGGUUGUACAAACAAGGUGAUCCACACACUAUGCAAUUUACUAUGCAAUUUUAUGCAAACUUCAGUUGUGAGUUGUACUCAUGCACCUCAACAUGCCGUCUAAUGACGCAGCCUGUCUAGCUAUAAUAAUUGCUGCAGCCUGUGAUGUUGGCGUUAAUAAAAGAAAACGGAAGCAGAGAGUUUGGAUGAAAGAGUGGUUAAAGAAAAGAUCUCUUUUUAGUCACGCAAAUCUCCUUAAAGAACUUCAAGUGAGUUCACCUUUAGAUUAUAAAAAUUAUUUACGAAUGAAUUCCACUACUUUCGGCGAAUUAUUGGCUCUGGUAACACCAUAUAUACAAAAAAAAGACACAAUAUUGAGAGAGGCGAUAUCUCCCAAGCAGAGAUUGUUUGCUACUCUAAGAUAUCUUGCAUCUGGACUAACAUUUGAGGGUUUAAAAUUUGAAACUGCGAUUGCUGCUCAAACCCUUGGACAUAUUAUCAUCGAGACCUGUGAAGCAAUCAUAAAGGUUUUGAAGAAAUAUUUAAAGCUACCACAAAGUGAAAAUGAAUGGAGAAAUGAGGCUGAAGCUUUUGCGAGGAAGUGGAAUUUUCCUCAUUGUCUUGGGGCGAUAGACGGCAAACAUGUGAAAAUAUUUAAGCCACCUGGAACUGGUUCAUAUUACUUUAAUUACAAAUAUUCGUUUAGCAUUGUUCUAAUGGGAAUCGUAAAUGCAAAUUAUGAAUUUUUGAUGGUUGAUGUGGGAGCAAAUGGACGAGUCUCUGAUGGAGGGGUUUUUUCCAAUACAGCAUUCUGUAAAAAACUUGUAGAAAAAGAUCUGUGCAUUCCUGAACCAGAAAAUUUAACAUCGACUAAUAUCAAAUUGCCCUAUGUUUUUGUAGGGAUGAUGCUUUUCCACUUAUGGAAAAUUUGA